CGCGAUGAUUCGUGGGGCGCAGCUAUACGCCGUUCGAUGGAUCGCAUCCACGGCCGUCGACGCACCAGCCGACAUCGACAAACUCUGCGCGGCAGUCCCCGACGAGUUGGCGACUUUGAUUCGCAAGCACGCCGACAUCUUUCUGGACGACCUACCGCUAGGAUUACCACCAGAGCGAGACCACGACCAUACCAUCCAAUUGGAGCCCGGCGCGCAACCGACGGUUCGGACACAGUGGCGGCUGAAUCAACCAGAGCUGGAGGAACUUCGACGCCAGCUGGAUUAUCUGCUCGAGAAGGGUUUCGUUCGCCCCAGUACUUCCCCGUUCGCAGCUCCGAUCCUAUUCACCCCGAAGAAAGAUGGCGGUCUACGAAUGUGCAUCGACUACCGCGCCUUGAACCGGGUUACAAUAAAGUCUCGCUAUCCUAUUCCGCGCGCCGACGAACUCAUCGACCAACUUCGUGGGGCAAAGUUCUUUUCGAAAAUUGACCUGCGAGGCGGUUACCACCAGAUCCGUGUCAACGAAGCUGACUGCUACAAGACGGCGUUCCGAACCCGAUACGGGAGUUACGAGUACACGGUCAUGCCUUUUGGCUUAACCAACGCACCUUCAACAUUCCAGUUAACCAUGAACGAAGUUUUUCGGCCGCUGCUGGAUAAAUGCGUCAUUGUGUACCUCGACGACAUCCUGAUCUACAGCACUACCCGGGAACAGCAUUUGAAGGAUUUGGAAGCAGUCUUCUCUCUUCUGCAGCAGCAUCGACUCAUCACCAAGGGUUCUAAGUGCGAGUUUCUGAAACAAGAACUGGAGUUUUUGGGCCACGUUAUCUCCAUCAACGGUGUUAAAAUCGACCCGAAAAAAAUCGCGACCAUCCAAGACUGGAAGCCGCCGGCUAAUCUUCGCGAACUUCAAAGUUUCCUGGGGUUUGUGAAUUACGUUCGACGGUUCAUCCCAAACAUGGCGGAGGUAACUUCCCCUCUCACGGAUCUUCUGAAAAAAGGCAAGUUUUAUGAGUGGGGGGGAGAGCAGCAGGCUGCGUUCGACCAACUCAAACUUUUCCUGACAACACCUCCGGUCCUUCGCAUUGCAGAUCCUCACCGUCCGUUCGAACUCAUCACCGACGCUAGCGACCUGGCUGUGGGCGCCGUACUGUUACAGGACUUCGGCGAAGGCCUUCAACCCAUCGCCUACGAGUCACGAAAGCUGAAUCCGGCCGAGCGAAAUUAUCCCGUCCACGACAAGGAGUUACUCGCCGUCCGUACCGCCGCUCUACUGAUACAGGAGGCACACGACUCGAAUUUCUCGGGUCACUACGGCAUCGACAAAACUGCCAAAUUACUGAGCCGCAAUUAUUACUGGCCCGAUUUAUCGACGGACGUGCAGCAGUACGUCACCUCCUGCGCCACGUGUCAACGCAUGAAGUCGUCACGACUUCGACGUGCGGGAUUACUGCAGCCGCUCGAGCCACCCAGCCGACCCUGGCAACAAGUGACGAUGGAUUUCGUCACUAGCCUGCCAGCUGGUCCAAGCGGUAAUGACGCGAUUCUCGUCGUCGUUGACCGUUUGACCAAAAUGGCACACUUCGCCGCCUGCAAGACGACAAUCACUGCCGAGCAGACAGCAAAGCUAUUUCUCACGAACAUCGUGCGACUACACGGCAUCCCUUCGGCCAUCAUCAGCGAUCGCGACACUCGGUUCACGUCCAAUUUCUGGACAAAAACCUGGCAGCAGUACGGCACACGUCUGCAUCUGUCCACGGCAUACCACCCGCAAUCGGACGGCCAGACUGAGCGCACCAAUCAGACGAUGGAACAGCUGCUUCAUACAACGUGCACAGACCCGUCCCAAUAGGAAGAUUCUCUUCCACUGAUCGAGU
Messenger RNA from Closterium sp. NIES-67, 1877 nucleotides. NCBI's taxonomy places the organism in Eukaryota, Viridiplantae, Streptophyta, Zygnematophyceae, Desmidiales, Closteriaceae. The record is from the annotation of a GenBank genome assembly.